Scutellospora calospora is the source of this 412-nucleotide messenger RNA. Lineage: Eukaryota; Fungi; Glomeromycota; Glomeromycetes; Diversisporales; Gigasporaceae. The record is from the annotation of a GenBank genome assembly.
CCUUCCUGUUCACAACGUUGUUAAUAAUAAGGAUUUACUUGAUAUAACUACUGAAAGUUCUCCCGUAUUAAUAAAAGCUGUUGAAGUACGUUCCCACUUGAGAGAACAAGAUGGUAUAGAAAUUUCAGCAUCUACGAUACGCCGUAUACUUCGUAGCUAUGAAGAUGAGACGGAAUUGGAGUGUGAAAGGGUUGGUGAUACAAUAAGAGAGAGAAAUCGGGAAAAAAGCUUCGAGAUUAAGUCCAAACCAUCUAAUCUGUCGUUCAAUCAGGCACAUGGUUGUAUUUCCUCCGAAAUAAAAUUUCACUAUAAUCAAAAAGUAGAACAGGGUUUAAUCAGUGAGCUAUUUGAAUUUAUCAGGAAUAAUGAUCUAUAUCCUUAUAAAUUUAUAUAUCCAGCUGUAUAUAUUUAA